AUGCUUGAAAUAAAAGGAGUUAAUGAAGAGGCCUUCAAACACCUCAUCAAAAUUCCACCAAGAUUCUGGAGCAAAUCAAGGUUUCAGCCAAGUUCAUGUUAUGACACUUUGGUUAACAAUAUGUCAGAGGCCUUCAAUUUUGUAUUUGUGGCUGCUAGAUCCAAGCCCAUUAUGACAAUGCUGGAAAAAAUUAGAGUAUACAUAAUGCAGAUAUGGGAAUCCAAUAGGCAUGCAGGUGAAUAUGACUAUGAGGUGAGGCAUACUUCACUCAAUGGAGAAAAAUAUGUUGUUAACCUUUACAAGAAAGAAUGCUCAUGUAGACUAUGGGUGCUGACUGGACUUCCUUGCUGUCAUGCAAUGUCUUGCAUGAAAGAUCAACAUUUGGAGAUUAAUGACUUUGUACCUGAUUGUUACAAGAAGGAACAAUAUGCUGCUUGCUAUGCACAUGUGAUAUAUCCACUUAAUGGGGAAGCCUUAGUGUUGUUGAUCUUCAGCCACCACCAAUAA
Molecule: messenger RNA, 507 nt
Organism: Lathyrus sativus (Indian pea)
Lineage: Eukaryota; Viridiplantae; Streptophyta; Magnoliopsida; Fabales; Fabaceae
Source: the annotation of a GenBank genome assembly